AUGAAUAAGGACUCCAGCAAACACGACAGUGAUGUCGACGAGUCCCAAACCGUAACAUCUACGACUUCUCCAUCCAUGGAGGAAGGAACACCUGAUGCCAAGCCACCAUCCAAGAAGACAACAAAUGGUGGCCAGAACGCUGAAAACGUUCUUCCAGAGGAGAAUCAAACCUCCACUCACAAACCCAAAGGUUUGGACACCAAUACUCUUGAAUGCAGCACAGCAGCAACGGAAUCCAAUGCUAUAAAUAACCCAACCGAUCUCACUACUCCCAAUGGUGGGAUACAGAAUCACUCAUUUGAGGAUUUUGCCGCAGGAGGAAUAGAGCCGCUACCCUUUCUGCCGACGUCGUUACGCCGAGGAGCAAACCACCAACCGAAUGCUCGUCCUGGAGCCUACAUUGGAGCAUCCGAACAGCGAACCACUAAUCUUGAUUUUAGUCUGGCAAGUUGUCAGUAA
Messenger RNA from Seminavis robusta, 459 nucleotides. The record is from the annotation of a GenBank genome assembly. Lineage: Eukaryota; Bacillariophyta; Bacillariophyceae; Naviculales; Naviculaceae.